Messenger RNA from Durusdinium trenchii, 1485 nucleotides. NCBI's taxonomy places the organism in Eukaryota, Dinophyceae, Suessiales, Symbiodiniaceae. The record is from the annotation of a GenBank genome assembly.
AUGGCAAGGACACUCGAGCGGACUCGGAAGGCCCAACGCUAUCCUUUGCCCUGGCUCAUCCACUGUAAGAAAGCCAACCUGUCCUGCCUCCCCAGCACCAUUGGCUGUUUGAGAAGAUUGAUGAGUUCUUCGAGUGACAGGCUUUGCCUGAAGGACUCAGUGAGCGGUGCGGCAUCGCCUGUGGCGGUGGCGACCAGGUUGAUCCUCCAGAAGUGUCAACGACCACCACGCUGGGCCUUGGCCCUCCAUUACCUGGAUGAAGUGUCAGAGGUCUUGGUGCCGGACGUGGUGUGCUUCAGCGCGGUCAUCGGAAUUUGCUCUAAGGCCACGGUCUGGCCAGCGGGACUUCAAGUGUUGCAGCAGAUGCAGAAGGUGCAAGUAGCUCCCAACCUCAUCACCUACAACUCCCUCGUGGCAGCUAGCAGCCGGGCCACCCAGUGGCACUUGGCCUUUCGUCUGAUCGACGAGAUGAAGCUACAACUCCUACAGCCAGACCAGGUGACCUACAACACCUCCCUGGUGGCGCUGCGUCGUGCCGGCCUCGCACGACAGGCGCUGCGCGUCCGGCCGUGGAGUGACCAGGCACAUGCGGAUGCAUAUACCUACUGUGCUUGGAUAAGUGCCUGCAGUAAGACGACACAGUGGGCCAAAGCGCUGAAUCUGGUGGAGGAUGCCCAAAAGCGAGAGCUACAUCUCAACAAAUAUGUCUUGAGCGCUGCCAUUGCUGCCUGUGGGCGUGGCUUGCAGCCGCGCCAAGCCCUUCAGCUUUUGCUCUCGGAUGCGACUGCCAGCGCGACGAACGUGAGCCGCGACACCGUGAGCCGCGACGCGGCCGUGAAGGCCUGUGCCGACGGACUCCUUUGGGCCGAGGCCGUAAGCUUGUUGACGUCCGGGGGUGGUCCGCGCGCAGGUGUCCAGAGCUUCUUGAGCGCUGCCUGGGCAAUUUCGAGCGCUUCCACCUCCGAACACUUAAGCUUCAAGGUGAUGAUGGCUGCACAGGAGAAGGCCAGUCGUCAGCUCUUGCAGAAUCCCUUGUCACCGGGCGCCUGGCACGAUGCCGUGCUGGCGGAGUCUUUGAUCCACCUCCUCCGCAGUGAGACUCCGUCUUUGGUGCGCGUGGCCACGAAGCGGGGCCAGCUGUUGCGGUUGCUGAGAGGCUAUGUGACCUCACCCGUGGUGGCACAGCUGGCUACUGGUCGCGAAGUUCGGGAAGGCGGCCACUUGAGAUCGGACUUGCUGGAAGAGCAAUACACCUUUGGCGGGCUUUGCAAAGAGUUGGCCUUGGAUUUGGGGAUGGCUGAGGACUACCCCGUUUCCAAGCUGCCUUGGACACCACGCCGACGUCCCAGCCGCGAUUUCGGAGUCGUGUCGCCGAUGGAGCCAGUGGCGCGCGAGAUGUUGGUCGACCUACGUUUCGAGCUCCAGAGUCCGGCUUCCACUUCCGGAUGGCUCAAUGGGCGCCAACAAGUGCCUUAUGGCGGGUGA